UUCACCGACCUGAACUUGGCUGAAUUCGCAGGCUCUGGCCUCACCGCCCGAUGUUGCCUGUUGGAAGGAUACGACACCAAGAACACCAGGCAGGACAAUUCCAUCUUGAAGGUCACGAUUGGCAUGACCCUCUUAUCCGGAGACCCUUGUUUCAAAACCCCGCCCUCCACCGCCAAAUCCGUGGUCAUCCCAGCACAAGACUCGAGCCUGCAGCUCAACUGCAAAGGGGAGGGAAACAGCCGGACUGUGACCCCCAGCACCAACGCAGCAUCUUCGAUCGGUUCUGUCCGUCAGAACAAGCCCAGGGCCACCAUCCUGGGGUCAGGGGUUUUGGAAGAACCGGACCAGAACUUAUCAAGUCCAGAAGAAGUGUUUCAUUCUGGACACUCGCGAAAUUCAAGCUAUGCCAGCCAGCAAUCCAAAAUCUCUGGAUACAGCACCGAGCACUCCAGAUCGUCCAGCCUGUCGGACCUGACCCACCGCCGGAACACGUCCACCAGCAGCAGCGCCUCGGGAGGUCUCAGCAUGACGGUUGAAUGCCCGGAGGGCGAACGGGAACACAGGUUGGAGAAGCCCCCGAGACCCCCCAGACCCAACCUUUUGUCGGACAGAUCUUCUCGGAGGAAAAAGGAUUCUGUAGAAAGCCAUCCCACCUGGGUGGACGACACUCGGAUCGACGCAGGUGACAUCGUGGAGAAGAUCAUGCAAAGUCAGGAUUUCACCAACGUCAGCAACACUGAAGAUAGUAAUCUGAGGCUGUUUGUGAGCCGAGAUGGCACAACUACGCUAAGUGGGAUACAGCUAGCAAACAGAGUCUCGUCCGGAGUCUACGAGCCCGUGGUCAUUGAAACCCAUUAAAUGUGAACUAGAUGGGUACCCCAGAUGGGAACCUGUCCCAGCAGGUUGUCCUUUCCUCC
Protobothrops mucrosquamatus (brown spotted pit viper) is the source of this 917-nucleotide messenger RNA. RefSeq names its product protein FAM102A. The transcript has 8 exons. The record is from RefSeq and is a predicted model, not a curated record. NCBI's taxonomy places the organism in Eukaryota, Metazoa, Chordata, Lepidosauria, Squamata, Viperidae. The coding region runs from base 124 to 858 and encodes 244 amino acids.